Spea bombifrons (plains spadefoot toad) is the source of this 1675-nucleotide messenger RNA. RefSeq names its product F-box protein 28 (gene FBXO28). Lineage: Eukaryota; Metazoa; Chordata; Amphibia; Anura; Pelobatidae. The transcript has 5 exons. Gene Ontology annotation, biological process: protein polyubiquitination. The record is from RefSeq and is a predicted model, not a curated record. Gene Ontology annotation, molecular function: protein binding. Bases 29 to 1066 code for a protein of 345 amino acids.
GGGUUUUCCUCCAAGGAGGAAAGGAAAGAUGUUCGCAGUGGAUGAGUUCAGUGAAGAUGAGGGCGACUCCGGGAUUAUUCUGGUGUCUGCCUGGAACCAGAGAGCGAGGCCGGCCUCCCCGUCCUCGGAGCUGCUGUACCCCGGUAACUCCCUGCUCGGGCUGCCCAUCGUGGCCAUCGAGAACAUCCUGAACUUCUUGAACUAUGAAGAGAUCAGCCAACUCCGGCUGGUUUGCAAGCGCAUGGAUCAGGUGUGUCAGCGCAUGCUCAACCAGGGCUUCCUGCGAGUGGAGAGAUACCAUACCUAUUGCCAGAAACAAGUCAAGUCGCAGCUGCCGAGACGGGAAUCGGAGAGGCGGAAUCACUCGUUGGCCCGACACGUGGACAUUCUGGCGGCAGUGGAGACCAGGCUGUCGCUGCUGAACAUGACGUUCAUGAAAUACGUCGACUCUAAACUGUGCUGCUUCAUCCCGGGAAAGGUCAUCGAUGAAAUGUUCAGAGUGCUCAGAUACAUCAACUCUACAAGAUCUCCCCAGCGGGCUCAUGAGGUCCUACAGGAAUUACGGGACAUCUCGUCGAUGGCCAUGGAAUACUUCGACGAGAAGAUUGUUCCGUUACUUAAAAAGAAGCUACCAGGUUCCGACGUGUCUGGACGUCUCAGCGGAUCUUCCCCAGGUCCUGGUCCUUCCACUGCGCUGAGUUCCAUGCAGCUUUUCUCCAAGCAGAACCCUUCGAGGCAGGAGGUGACCAAACUCCAGCAGCAGAUGAGGGGCCACACGGCCGGCAUGACCUCUCUGAGACGGGAGCUGACGGAGCUGCGUACAAAGGUCCAGGAGCAGCAGAAACAGCUUCAAGACCAGGACCAGAAACUUCUAGAACAGACCCAAAUCAUAGGCGAGCAGAACGUGCGCCUAACUGAGCUAGAGCACAAAUUACGCGAAGUCAUGGAAAGCGCUGUAGGCUCUUCCGGAGCAGGCCAGAGCGAUGACUCCCCGCGCAAGAGGAAGAAAGCGAUGGAGGUUGUGGACUGUCCAAGGAAGUCUAAGCGGCUUCGAAGCCGGAAGUGAUGUUAUUAGGAACUGGCUAGCAACUGGGGUGGGUUUUGGCAUGAUUUUUAGUCCAAGGCGCUGGUGGGAGAAGAGCAUACGACAGCUGGCUUCCUUCUGCUGUGUACGCGCUCCUGUCUGUCUCCUUGGUAUCCCCGGGUUUGAAGAACGCAGAGAGUUGGGUUACGUCGGCAGCACAUCUGUCUCUCUCUCUGUGCAUAAAGACUAUGAGCGCGAGAGCACUCUGCGAGAGACCGCCGGAUGUAGUAAAUGUGUGCGCGAUCUGGAGAAGCAUGCUAAUUCAAUCGUUACAUUCAGUAGGUCCGGGAGAAUAUGCUCUAAACCCAGAGUUUACGUCAUGCUAAACUUUGCAAGCCCUGGAGUUUUUUUUUUCUGAUUCCCCGAGAAGGGCUGAGCGGCCCUUCUGACGAAAAUAAGCCCUCGGUGAAUAGACCUCCAGGUCCAGCACCGUUGUAUGUAACGCAGUCAAAGCUAUGUACUAAACACGAAACUAGUGUGUGAUACCCAGCUUAUACCCAGUUUUCAUUCUGCUUAUAAAAUGCUUCAAGCAACAACCCCCCCCCCCCAAACACUACGCCCCCAAACGUGGGUAUCGCUGAUUUAAAUAGC